This is a messenger RNA of Ceraceosorus guamensis, 1286 nucleotides long. RefSeq names its product RNA polymerase Rpb6. Gene Ontology annotation, biological process: DNA-templated transcription. The record is from RefSeq and is a predicted model, not a curated record. NCBI's taxonomy places the organism in Eukaryota, Fungi, Basidiomycota, Exobasidiomycetes, Ceraceosorales, Ceraceosoraceae. Gene Ontology annotation, molecular function: DNA binding; DNA-directed RNA polymerase activity. The transcript has 4 exons. Gene Ontology annotation, cellular component: RNA polymerase I complex; RNA polymerase II, core complex; RNA polymerase III complex. The coding region runs from base 409 to 792 and encodes 127 amino acids.
AGCUAUACAAUCUUGAAUCUUGAAUGGUGAGUGGUGAAUAUCGAUGCGAUACCCAUGGGGCCCAACACGAAUUUAUUUAAAACCAAAUCUCGAUUGGCUCCCACGCUUGUAUCCUAUCGAGGUUCUACUCACCACGCCAUCAACUUCAACAUCACAUCCAGGCUAAUCUCUCGCUCACUCAAUUUCUGCCAUUCUCAUCGGCAUCGAUCAGUCGCUAUUCUCGUGAUCUCCGUGACAAAAGUCCAGGCACGCGCUCAUUUUCCCUCGCUUCCAUCGCGACCGCGACCCAUCCAUCGACUUGCGCACUGUGAAGGGGCGCCAGUUUCUGCCUUGGAUUGAUCACUAAGCGGUCGGUCAGAGCUAUAGAUACCAAUCAGGAGGGGAUAGGCGUAUCGAGUAUUGGAGACAAUGUCGGACAAUGAGGGAUACGACAACUACGAAGAGCAGUACGACGAGGUGGAUGAUCAGUAUGAGGAGCCCGCCGAAGGGUAUGCGGAGGAUGCAAUCGUAGAGUCUGGGGAUCCGGAUGGAGCGCAGUUAGGAGGAACUGCCAAUACGGAAAGGAUCACCACGCCCUACAUGACCAAGUAUGAGAGGGCUAGGAUCUUGGGGACAAGAGCUUUGCAGAUUAGCAUGAAUGCGCCAGUGCUGGUGCCUACGGAUGGGGAAACGGAUCCUCUGAACAUUGCUCUCAAAGAAUUGGAAGCCAAAAAGAUUCCUCUGGUGGUGAGGCGCUACCUGCCCGACGGAUCUUUCGAGGACUGGGCUGUUUCGGAACUCAUCAUCAACUGAUCAUGCGCAUGGUCUCUGGGGCCGAACCGCGGUCGAAGGAGCGCUUGCAACGCUUCACAAAAAAGAUAGACCCACAUGCCGAUCUCACUGCUUCUUCUGUGUCACGCUUCUGGGUCGACAUCCCGUCCCUUCGCCAAUGGAAUACGUCGUCACGUGCAUAACUUCGUCUGGGCAGGUCUCGUGAGAGUCGCAAUUUUGCAAGACAUAUUCACGAUCAGAGCAUGAAUUCAGAGUCAUCAAACCAGAAGGGCCUCUUUGCCUGACAGCGGCGCUCUAAUGAGCGGGAAAAAAAUGCAAAUGGCAAAACUAAUGUUGGAUCCUCAGCUUCCCUGUCCUCGCGCCAACGAUGAACCUUGCUCAAACCCGAAGGGACCAAGACACCAAUAGAUGCUCGAGAUCGGCUUUGGAUCCUCAUAGUUCGCAGCUGCUUCUCGCCGGAUUCGAACCGACGACAUGUAACAACUUAAGAGAAGCGCCGCCACUAGCGCACGUGC